AUGAAUAAAAUCGAUAUUAUUUCAAAUCAAUUAAUGAUCUAUGCUGGUAUAAUUAUGUAUUUAUUUGGUUCAAUUGGAAAUAUUUUAAAUAUAUGGGUAUUUACAAUAUGGUCUCGUUCUCCAAAACGAUCACAGAAACAUUAUCGACAUAGUCAAACAAGUAAUAGUUCAUUAUAUUUACUUGCAUCAUCCGUCGCAAAUUUAUUUGUUAUUAUUUAUCCUCUAUUAACACGUAUUAUGUUUGAUGGUUAUCAUUAUCGUGUAACAGACAAAAAUGUAUUUAUAUUAUGUAAAUUAAGAUUUUAUGUUUUACAUACAUUUGAUUUAAUAUCAUUGAUAUGUAUUUGUAUGGCAACAUUUGAUCGAUAUUUAGUAUCAUCAAGAAAAGUUCGUUUACGAAAAUUAAGUACAAGAAGACAACGAACAAAAUUAAUUAUAGUAUUUAUUUUUUUUUCUUAUUGGACUUCAUAG
Adineta steineri is the source of this 471-nucleotide messenger RNA. NCBI's taxonomy places the organism in Eukaryota, Metazoa, Rotifera, Eurotatoria, Adinetida, Adinetidae. The record is from the annotation of a GenBank genome assembly.